CCCAACCGAAGAAUUUCUAACAAUGCAUUCAAUAUGCCCGCUUUACUGGAACGUGACUACUAUGUAUGAAAGUAUAGAGAUCAAGUAUCAAUCACACAGUUCGUGCUCAGUAGCACGUGUCCUACAUCCUCCACUCCUCAAUCAGGUAAAUGGUCAGAUAUAUUCCAUUUGGUGGCGUCGAUGCUCUCAGAACAAAGGCCACAAGUUUUAACAAUGCAUCGUCAUGAUUCCGGAGACCUGCAACGAUUCAAAGUUGGCGUGUUUCCAGAUUUGGCAACCUCCUUCAAAGUACCUAAGGAUUGCAGUCAAUGUCCAUUGGGUCGUCAUCAGUACUAUAGCUUAAAGAGGUAUCGGUAUCCGCAAAGCCCUGGGUCGAAGAUGAUACAGGGCCAUGAUCGAAACACGGCAAAGAUUGGUGGCUACUCGCUGCUUGCGCCCUUGCUCUGGCCCUAGCCCUGGAUUCGAUGAUUGCUUUCCUCACGCUAUCUUGCUCCUCGGGCAGUGUCAGCGAAGACGGGUCGGUGUACAGAACUAGUUCCUUGCCCUGCGAAGGGGUCGACAAGACUGAUCCCGGCACGGAGAUCAAUUUGGCGGCGAGGGGUAGAAAAAUUAGACCUCCAUCGGGCGUGUCUAUAUCCGCCAAUUCCCGAUCCAGGUCAUGAAUAUAGGUAGUGUGUUUGGUGUCAUCCAGCAUCAUCGCGUCGGAUUGGGUCACGCAUGGCGGGCUAGAAUUGGAAAUGGGUACUUGACUGGUAGUGGAUGCUGACAAGGCUGAGACCGUGGAAGGAGUGGAAGUGGAAGUGGAAGUGGAAGUGGAAGUGGUGGAAGGGUUGAGGUUAAAUCCAUUGUGAUGAUCACGGGGCCGCGCUCCGGGAGUGUUCCCUGCCCAGAAAUGUGUCAACCUCUUUUUGAUUUUCCUUUUCUUCCCCCAAGUUCGACCGGGGCAUCACUUCUGGAGGAAGAAGACCAACAAACCCUUACCUAUUUGGAGGUAUUCAAACCUUUUGGUUAGAGGAGCGCCGUCUGGAUCAGAAUCUGCGGGACGCUUUCUGCCGAGUUGAGGGAUCUCAUCACUCCGCGCCAUCCACGACUAAAGCUACCUUUGACCCCCGUGGUUGACCUAGAUUGGACCACGAGGGGGAAGGAGAUGAGAGAAAAGAUCAAGAGAUAUCGAAGAAGGGAAUAACCGUCAAAUCGAGCUCGAGAUCGGACCUAGGCAACGGAAGUGCAUAUUCCUUGUCUCGCGCGAGGGGAAUGCGGGUGUCUGGAGGAGGAUUUGGAGGGUUGAAGGGAGGAUGGCGGGUCGGAACUUUGACUCAUCCUCCGCGUUUUGCGCGCCCUCCUAGAACUUUCGAUUCUCCCCGCCACUUUCCCCUCCUUCACCCCCCACCGACACCAUCUUUCUUCUCCAGGAUGGCUUCCGAUACUAGUCGUCCCGAGUGGACUGCUCCUCGGGUCAGAGAGACUUUUCUUGAGUAUUUCAAGCAAAAUGGCCAUACUUUUGUCCCGUCGUCGCCGGUCGCUCCCUUGUCGGACCCUACCCUGCUUUUCACCAAUGCUGGAAUGAAUCAGUACAAAUCCAUUUUCCUCGGUACCGUGGACCCGUCGUCAGACUUUGCCAAGUUGCGACGCGCGGUGAAUACUCAGAAGUGUAUUCGCGCUGGUGGUAAACACAAUGAUCUCGACGAUGUCGGCAAGGACAGUUAUCACCACACUUUCUUCGAAAUGCUCGGAAACUGGAGUUUCGGCGACUACUUCAAGAAGGAGGCAAUCACGUAUUCGUGGACCCUUCUCACUGAAGUAUACGGAUUGUCCCCCGAUCGUCUCUACGUGACUUAUUUCGAGGGCGACGAGGCCGGUGGUCUCGAGCCCGAUCUCGAGGCCAGAGAGAUAUGGAAGUCCGUGGGCGUGCCGGAAUCCCACAUUCUUCCGGGCAACAUGAAGGACAAUUUUUGGGAGAUGGGUGAUCAAGGCCCGUGUGGACCCUGCAGCGAAGUGCAUUACGAUCGCAUCGGUGGCCGUAACGCUGCGUCCCUCGUGAACCAGGAUGACCCGAACGUGCUGGAAAUCUGGAACAACGUGUUCAUCCAGUACAACCGCGAGGCAGACCGCUCCCUGAAGUCCCUCCCCAACAAGCACGUCGACACCGGCAUGGGCUUCGAACGAUUGGUGUCCAUUCUCCAAGACAAGUCCUCCAACUACGACACGGACGUUUUCACCCCCAUCUUCCAGGCUAUUCAAAACGCGACCGGCGCUCGCGAAUAUCGCGGUCAUUUUGGCGCCGAAGAUUCCGAUGGAAUUGACACUGCGUACCGUGUGGUGGCUGACCACGUGCGCACCUUGAUGUUCGCUAUCUCCGACGGAGUGAUUCCUAACAACGAGGGUCGUGGCUACGUGAUCCGUCGGGUGCUGCGUCGUGGAGCCCGAUUCGCUCGCAAAUACUUCCAGGUUGACAUCGGUAACUUCUUCUCGAAGCUCGUGCCCACAGUCGUGGAUCAGCUCGGUGACAUGUUCCCGGAGCUUAUCAAGAAACAGCACGAUGUGAUGGAGAUUCUGGACGAAGAGGAGCUGUCUUUUGCCAAGACUCUGGAUCGAGGCGAGCGUCAGUUCGAGCAGUACGCCCAGCAUGCUAAGCUCAAGGGUUCCGACAAGCUCCACGGUGCAGACGUGUGGAGAUUAUACGAUACUUUCGGUUUCCCGGUCGACCUAACUCAGAUUAUGGCCGAAGAACGGGGUCUUCGUAUUGACGACGUUGAGUUUGAAGAAGCACGAUUGAAGGCGAAGGAAGCCAGUAAAGGCCAGAAGAAGGCCGCCGCAAAUGUGGUAAAGCUUGAUGUCCAUGAUCUCGGAAAGCUGGAAAAGAUGAGCGAUGUGCAUAAGACGGACGACUCUGCCAAGUUCGGAAGGGGUAACAUCACGGCUCAUAUCAAGGCCAUCUACCACGGCAAGUCCUUCUACGAGAGCACCGACAAGGCACCCAGUGGCGAACAACUUGGUGUCAUUCUCGACUGCACCAACUUUUACGCCGAGCAAGGUGGUCAAGAGGCCGACACUGGUCGGAUUGUCAUUGAUGGCCAGGCUGAGUUGGAGGUCGGUGACGUCCAAGUCUACGCUGGUUACGUCCUGCACACUGGCUUCAUGAAGUAUGGAUCGCUCUCCGUGGGUGAUGCCGUCAUUUGUGAAUACGAUGAACUCCGCCGAUGGCCUAUCCGGAACAACCACACUGGUACCCACAUCCUGAACUUUGCCCUCCGCGAGGUGCUCGGAGAUGGUGUGGAGCAAAAGGGCUCCCUUGUUGCGGCUGAAAAGCUUCGCUUCGACUUUUCUCACAAGGCUGCGGUGUCCGAUGCUGACCUGGAGACUAUCGAGACCAAGGCCACCGAAUACAUCCGACAGAACUGUACUGUCUACUCUAAAGAGCUCCCUCUUGCUACCGCCCAGCAGAUCUACGGCGUCCGCGCAGUCUUUGGUGAGACGUACCCGGAUCCUGUUCGGGUCGUGUCCGUUGGCGUUGACUUGGAAGACAUCCUGCGGAACGUCAAGGACCCCCAGUGGGAGAAGGUCAGCAUCGAGUUCUGCGGUGGAACCCACGUCCAGAAGACCGGCGAUAUCAAGGACUUGAUCAUUCUGGAAGAGAGUGGUAUCGCCAAGGGUAUCCGUCGUAUCAUCGCUGUCACCGGCGAAGAGGCCCAUGAGGUGCAGCGAAUUGCUCAAGAGUUUGAGGCACGCCUUGAUAAGCUGGAAGCCAUGCCCCUUGGCCCCGAAAAGGAGCGAGAGUCCAAGCAGGUUCAGGUGGAUCUCAACCAGCUCGUCAUCUCUGCGGUCCGCAAGGCCCAAUUCCGCACCCGCUAUACCGCGAUCAACAAGCAGGUCCUGGAUGGCCAGAAAGCCCAGCAGAAGUUAGAAUCUAAGAUGGCUCUGGAAGCCAUCACGUCUUACUUUGAGGCCCCGGAGAACCAGAACUCUUCCUCGCUGGUUGUCAGGCUUCCGAUGCCCGCAAGUGCCAAGGCCGUUAGCGAAUCUAUCAACCAUGUCAAAUCGAAAAUGCAAAACAAGAAUGUCUACGUCAUGGCAGUUGACCCCGAAAAUACCCGGGUUGCUCAUGGUUGCUAUGUGUCCAAGGAGCUUGGAGAGCUGGGCGGAUCGGCAAGCGAUUGGGCCGCCGUUGUUUCCAGCAGCAUUGGUGGAAAAGCUGGCGGAAAGGGCGCGACUUCGAUCGGUAACGGAACGAACCCGGAUAAGGUUGAUGAAGCUGUUUCGCUCGCGACGGAAUACUUGAGCAAAUUCAAGCUAUAGGCGAGGCCAGUCACAAUGAACCAAGUCAAAAUUUUGAUUCACCCUAAAUCGCAAGAGGUCUCAAAAACAACUCGGCGAUGACCUAGCUUGCUUCUCGAUCCAUCGACGGCUACAUUUGACCUUGACACUACUCAAUACACAUACUGAGAGAGAAUGGAAGGAGGAUCCGGAUGGGAAGGGCAAAAACAAGGGCAAAAAUUAAAUGGGAAAUCGAUGGCCGGCUUUCAUCUACCUGGUGAAAUUGAAGCG
This is a messenger RNA of Penicillium brasilianum, 4545 nucleotides long. Lineage: Eukaryota; Fungi; Ascomycota; Eurotiomycetes; Eurotiales; Aspergillaceae. The record is from the annotation of a GenBank genome assembly.